AACAACACUCUUCAUUUAAGACUAUACAGAGUCCUCCUUUUUCAGCAGUAAGUCAAAGCCUCAGCGGUUUUGGAAGACAACUGCAGCUAAAGAGUCAACUUGGGCCUGGAGGACUGAUAAAGUUUGUGAUAUGUCUGUGAUGCUAGCAGAGAAGUCAUUACAGAGGCUACGGAAGGUCAUGACAGAGGUUGAAAUGCCUGCUAUUCCAGUACCCAGAGCAAUAGUGGAGGCAGAAAGUCUUAAACUGACAAGCAAGGGAAUUAGUGGAAUAACUCUUUUUUGUUGUGUCGGUGUCAUGAGGGGAACAGGGAGCUCUUCGGUCCUAUUUGCAAAUUGAAUUUUGGGAGUAAGGAAAACUAGUGUGCAUGUGCCUGUCCAAUUAGCAGGUAGACGCAUGCAGGCAGAGGAUCCACAGAGGAAAAAGAGACCUUGUGCAAGGCAAAACUGGAGAUGCAAAGUAAAAAGAUGAGAGGGAGUGCUGAAAGGGGUGUCUUGUACUCAGACUCCUAGGGAUCCAGCUAGGGCUGCGGCUGUCAGAUGUUGUAAUGGGGACUGAUGAGGUAACUGUGUAGAGGGAGAGGUUCGAUUUUCAUGGUGUAUGAGAAAACGUCGAGUAUCUAUGAGCAACCUUUCACUAUUAUUUUCAGGGCUGGGUAUAAGUAAACAAGAAGAGGGCCUGGGAGGAGAGUCUGACGAGCAAGGGGAAGGUAGCCAAGGAUGGAGUGAAAUACAGGGUGACCUGUGUUUUUCCCUUGGCUGCUUUGGAAAUUAUGGGAAAAAAUCAAAUACCAAGGAAGAAAAAUCUAUAAUGAAAUUAGAUGUGGAUUUCUUUUUAUGUAUUCAGCUUGGGGCUUACGAUACUUCCAGUACCCAAAGCUCUGCCUGCUUAGGACUCUGCCCAGCCAGGAAGGAAAGGAAACCUACAGGAGGAAGAAUGGCUGCAGGGUGGCUGACAACCUGGUCACAGAACUCAGUGACCUUCCAGGAAGUGGCAGUGGACUUUUCCCAGGAGGAGUGGGCAUUGUUGGACCCUGCUCAAAAAAAUCUAUACAAAGAUGUGAUGCUGGAGAACUUUAGGAACCUGGCCUCAGUGGGGUAUCAGCUCUGCAGACACAGUCUGAUCUCCAAGGUGGAUCAAGAACAGCUGAAGACAGAUGAAAGAGGAAUUCUACAAGGUGGCUGUGCAGACUGGGAAACUCAACUUAAAUCAAAAGAUAUAAUUGCUAUGCAGAACAUUCCUGGGGAAAAAACAUCCAAUGGCAUAAACAUGGCAGAAAGUCAACCUGGUGAGCACUCCCUGGAGUGUAACCAUUGUGGGAAAUUCAGAAAGAACACUUGCUUUAUUUGUACAAGAUAUUGCAAGGGAGAGAAAUGCUAUAAAUAUACAGAGUAUAGCAAAGUCUUCAACCAUCCCUCAGCUCUUAGGAGUCAUGUGAGCAUUCACAUUGGAGAGAAAACUCCUGAAUUUACUGAUUGUGGAAAAGCUUUCAAUCAAGAGUCAUCCCUCAGGAAACACUUAAGAACUCCCACAGGACAGAAGUUUCAGGUGUAUGAUCAAUGUGCUAUGUCCUUCAACCUACACUCUUUCUGCUCAGUACGUGAGCAAAUACCUACUGGAGAGAAAGGUGAUGAAUGCAGUGACUAUGGCAAAAUAUCUCCCCUUAGUGUCCACACAGAAACUGGUAGUGUGGAGGAGGGUUUGGAAUGUAAUGAACAUGAGAAAACUUUCACUGACCCUUUGUCCCUUCAGAAAUGUGUCAGAACUCACUCUGGAGAGAUGCCCUAUGAAUGCAGUGACUGUGGGAAAGCCUUCAUUUUUCAGUCUUCCCUUAAGAAACACAUGAGAUCUCAUACUGGAGAGAAGCCUUAUGAGUGUGAUCACUGUGGAAAAUCCUUUAGCCAGAGCUCUCAUCUGAAUGUGCACAAAAGAACUCACACUGGAGAGAAACCCUAUGACUGUAAGGAAUGUGGGAAGGCUUUCACUGUUCCUUCAUCCCUUCAGAAACAUGUGAGAACCCACACUGGAGAGAAACCCUAUGAAUGCAGUGACUGUGGAAAAGCCUUCAUCGAUCAGUCAUCCCUCAAGAAACACACACGCUCUCACACUGGAGAGAAGCCUUAUGAGUGUAACCAGUGUGGAAAAUCCUUCAGCACAGGCUCUUACCUUAUUGUGCACAAGAGAACUCACACUGGUGAGAAAACCUAUGAGUGUAAAGAAUGUGGGAAGGCCUUUAGGAAUUCCUCUUGCCUGAGGGUACACGUGAGAACUCACACUGGAGAGAAGCCUUAUAAAUGUAUUCAGUGCGAAAAAGCCUUUAGCACAAGCACUAACCUUAUAAUGCACAAGCGAAUCCACAAUGGCCAGAAACUCCAUGAAUGAAAUGACUAUAGGAAAGUGUUUGUUGCCCCUCAUGCCUCCUUUCUCACCUUAGAACAUACACUGGAGAGAAACCCUGUUAUGGUCACGUGGAAACAGCCUUCUGGCCCAACUCUGGAUGUCUGUUAUACCGGGACAAACCUUAUAAAUGUUAUAGCUCUGAUUGUUUUUAUCAGUGAGUAUUUCAUUCUGUGUGCCAGAACUGUAGAUCCUAUGAAUAUUUUAGUUAUCUUUUCAGUUUAAUUGCAUUGUGAACAGAAUACAUGGUCUUCAAUAUAUAGAUUCUGUGUGACAUAGAUUUGAACAUAAUUGCUGGACACUGACUGAUGUACUGUGGCAGACAGAACUAGUUGCUGUCUCAAUAUCCAUUCCUCCCUUCUUUCUUAAAGUAAUAAAAUUUACCAUUUAGUUUAAGCUGGCAAUGUGGACAGUUUUCACCCAGCUUUCCUUACAGCUGUGAGCGGCCAAAUGUGUUCACAUCCCUAGCCCAUGCAAAGUAGGCAGAAGUCACUGGAUACAUCUUCUAAGGAAGCUGAUGGAAAUGGGAAUAUCUCAUCUCGUGUGUUUUUCUUAACUAUUUGCCCUUUGUCUUAUCCCUUAUUUCCUAGAAAAUAUAUACACCAAGAGGAGGGCAGAGAAAGGAUACUAAAUGAAACAACAGGGGAGAUACAGUAUUAUCUGGUUGCACUAAUCCUGUGCUGCUUAUCUCUGGAUUUCAUGUUACAUGAGAAAAAUUAACUGCCACGUGGUUUAAACUACUCUUGUGGGAAGUUCCUCUUUCAGCUGAUUUCAGUCCCAACUGUUAACAUCUAAUAUAUGGUCAAGUUUUAGGAAUCAUUCAA
Messenger RNA from Nomascus leucogenys (northern white-cheeked gibbon), 3219 nucleotides. RefSeq names its product zinc finger protein 177. Lineage: Eukaryota; Metazoa; Chordata; Mammalia; Primates; Hylobatidae. Gene Ontology annotation, biological process: regulation of transcription by RNA polymerase II. The coding region runs from base 599 to 2380 and encodes 593 amino acids. Gene Ontology annotation, molecular function: DNA-binding transcription factor activity, RNA polymerase II-specific; RNA polymerase II cis-regulatory region sequence-specific DNA binding. Gene Ontology annotation, cellular component: nucleus. The record is from RefSeq and is a predicted model, not a curated record. The transcript has 7 exons.